AUGAGUCUCUUCGGGCUUGGGAGCAACAGGAAUCAAAAGACAUUCAGGCCUAAGAAGAAUGCACCGUCCGGAAAUAAGGGUGUGCAGCUGAAAAAACACAUAGAUUCAACCUUAGGAAGCGGAAAUUUGAGGGAUGCGGUUCGGUUGCCACCAGGGGAGGAUCUCAAUGAAUGGCUAGCUGUUAAUACUGUUGAUUUCUUCAAUCAGGUGAACAUCUUGUACGGCACUCUGAUGGAAUUCUGCACACCAGCUACAUGCCCAACAAUGUCAGCAGGACCCAAGUUUGAGUACAGGUGGGCUGAUGGGGUGCAGAUCAAGAAACCGAUUGAGGUUUCAGCGCCCAAAUAUGUGGAGUACUUGAUGGACUGGAUAGAGGCCCAGCUUGAUGAUGAAUCCAUCUUCCCUCAGAAAAUUGGAACCUCUUUUCCACAAAAUUUCAAGGAAGUUGUGAAGACGAUAUUCAAGCGUCUUUUCCGUGUUUAUGCCCAUAUUUACCACUCACACUUUCAGAAGAUUGUGAGCCUAAAGGAAGAGGCACACCUUAACACCUGCUUCAAGCAUUUUACGUUGUUCACCUCGGAAUUCAAGUUGAUCGACAAGGCUGAGCUUGCACCGCUUAUUGAUCUAAUUGAAUCCAUUGUUUCAGUUUGCUGA
This is a messenger RNA of Setaria italica (foxtail millet), 654 nucleotides long. Its product is annotated as MOB kinase activator-like 1A. The transcript has 7 exons. NCBI's taxonomy places the organism in Eukaryota, Viridiplantae, Streptophyta, Magnoliopsida, Poales, Poaceae. Gene Ontology annotation, molecular function: protein kinase activator activity. Gene Ontology annotation, cellular component: cytoplasm; nucleus. Bases 1 to 654 code for a protein of 217 amino acids. Gene Ontology annotation, biological process: positive regulation of protein phosphorylation; signal transduction. The record is from RefSeq and is a predicted model, not a curated record.